Molecule: messenger RNA, 1041 nt
Organism: Auxenochlorella protothecoides
Lineage: Eukaryota; Viridiplantae; Chlorophyta; Trebouxiophyceae; Chlorellales; Chlorellaceae
Product: Cysteine synthase, chloroplastic/chromoplastic
Exons: 10
Coding region: 1-1041 (346 amino acids)
Cellular component (GO): cytoplasm
Molecular function (GO): cysteine synthase activity
Source: RefSeq, a predicted model, not a curated record
AUGUGCACGAGCCAGGAGGGCACCAUCUACCCAGACGCCACGGCGAUCAUCGGCCGCACCCCAUUGGUCCGCCUGCAGAAGCUGCCGGUCCCAUGCUUUGCGGAGAUUGUUUGCAAGCUGGAGUACCUGCAGCCCUGCAAAAGCGUGAAGGACCGCAUCGCAGCCCAGAUGGUGGCUCGCGCGGAGGAGCGGGGCCUCAUCUCCCCCGACAGGACUGUGCUGGUGGAGCCCACCUCGGGGAACACGGGGGUGGGCCUGGCCUGGGUGGCUGCAGCAAAGGGGUACCGCCUGAUCCUGGCCCUGCCCGACUCCUCCAGCCUGGAGCGGAGGGUCCUGCUGCGCGCGCUGGGCGCUGAGCUGGCGCUCACCGAUGGGAAGCUGGGCAUGGUGGCAGCCAUCGAGAAGGCAGAGUCCAUCGUGGCGACCACCCCCGGCGCGUACAUGCUGCAGCAGUUUGACAACCCCGCCAACCCAGAGGCCCACUAUGAGGGCACGGGGCCGGAGGUCUGGCGGGACACCGCUGGGAAGGUGGACAUUCUGGUGGCAGGGGUCGGAACCGGCGGCACCAUCACUGGCCUGGGUCGGUACCUGAAAGAGCGGAACCCCUCGCUGGAGAUCAUCGCGGUGGAGCCCGCAGAGUCGCCGGUGCUCUCGGGCGGGAGGCCAGGCUACCACCAGAUUGAGGGGCUGGGCGCGGGUUUCAUCCCGCGAGUCCUGGACUUCAGCCUGCUGGACGAGGUACUGCGCGUGCGCACGCAGGAGGCCGUGGCGGUUGCGCGGAAGCUGGCCCAGGAGGAGGGCAUCCUGUGCGGCAUCUCCUCGGGCGCAGCCGUGCACGCCGCGUACAAGGUGGCGCAGCGUCCGGAGAAUGCGGGCAAGCGCAUAGUGGUGGUGCUGCCCUCCUUUGGCGAGCGCUACCUGUCCUCCGUCCUGUACAGCCAGCUGUGGACCCAGGACGCGACGGAGGAGGACGAGAUGCCGGCCGAGUGGCGCAUGCACAACGGGCUGUACGUGGCCGAUCGCGACCCGCCCAAGCUGUGA